Messenger RNA from Trametes versicolor FP-101664 SS1, 903 nucleotides. RefSeq lists its product as uncharacterized. The record is from RefSeq and is a predicted model, not a curated record. Bases 1 to 903 code for a protein of 300 amino acids. The transcript is spliced from 2 exons. Lineage: Eukaryota; Fungi; Basidiomycota; Agaricomycetes; Polyporales; Polyporaceae.
AUGUCACGGAGUAUGGGCGACCCUGUCGCGGGACCCUCGACUAGUACUGCCCCAAGACGGCGUACAUCCUCGCGCGCAUCAGCCAAACCGGCGCCUCCGUCCCGGGCGUCCGCUUCUUCGCGGCGGAAUAAAGGGAAGGCAAGGGUCUCGCAGGUGGCGAUCGACUUCGAGACGUCCUCGAAUCCGGACAUGGACGAAGACGAGUCGUCCGCGGGCGGCGCGCGCCGGGCGUCGAAGCGGCGCAGGGUCUCGCCGCAGCUGGCGCCCGACAGCCCAGAGUUCAGCCCGACGGGCACGGUGGUGGGCGCGGAGGCGGCGGACAACGGGGAGACGGCGGUCGAGGAGGACUUCCAGAUGCUCGACAUGCCGGACGAUGCGUCUCUUCCAUGGGUGCAAAUCGAUCCGCAGUCCAAGGAGUCCACGUACGUGCCCCCAGGCCUCAACGCGCUCAUCGAAGACAUGAAGCGCGCGCUCGUGCUGCAGAUGUCCGCGCGCCAGAAAGCAGAGGCGCUGCACGCGGAGGAGCUGCAGCGGCGGCGCGAGCUCGAGUACGAGGCCGCGCGCCUCGCGGCCGCGAACCGCGCGCUCGAGGAGGAGCGCUCGGUGUGGACGGCGUCCGCGGCGGAGGCGCUCGCGUGCAACCUCGAGUCUGCGCUCGUCGCCGACAUGUCGCGGCGGCGCGCACCACCGCAUGCGUUUAUCGGGAUCGGGGAGGCGGAGGCGGAGGGGCAGAGGGACGCGGAGAUGUCGGACUUGGUUGGGCGCGCCGGUCCACUGGGAGGUGGCCGCGGCGCUGUUCCGUUGACGAUGGGGCCACAGUUGGAGGUGGAGGGCGUGGCGGGCACUCGGAAUCGGGGUGGCCGUCCGGCCGAGCUGAGUUGGCUAUCGGCGGCGCAGCCGUAG